AUGCGACCGGCGAUAAACUCUGAAGCUCCGCGCGAACCGCAUGUAUACAUUCCGCAUCACGGGGUGUACCGCGAAAAUAGCACAACAACACGCCUCCGCGUUGUAUUCAACGCCUCGAGUGUUACUUCGAACGGCACCUCGUUGAACGAUUUUCUACACGUGGGUCCAAAGUUACAAACGGACAUCACGUCUGUUAUUUUACAAUGGCGACGAUACAAAUACGUAUAUUCGGCCGAUAUCGCGAAAAUGUAUCGCCAGAUUCUCGUCGAUCAUCGCGAUGUCAAUUAUCAAAGAAUUCUGUGGGCAUCAUUACCGUCGAACUCUCCAACCGAAUAUCAAUUAUUAACGGUUACCUACGGAAUGUCAUGUGCGCCGUUUCUAGCACUUCGGGUUUUGAAACAACUCGUCGAAGACGAAGGUCAACACUUUCCGCUCGCGAUCCCUAUUCUCCGCGAUAAUAUUUAUGUCGAUGAUGUGAUAUUCGGCGCCGAUACUCCGGAUGUUGCUAGGGAGAAACGAGACCAGGUCAUUUCGAUAUUGGCCAGGGGCGGCUUCAAACUUCUAAAAUGGGCGAGCAAUUCGCCCGCUCUUCUGGCCGACAUUGAUCUAGCGGACCACGGUUUGGCGGGAAAAAAGCCAUUAGCUCGGGACGAGCAACUCAAAAUUCUCGGCAUUGGGUGGAGUCCCGCGCUCGACAGUUUCGAGUUUAGCGUUUCAUUAGCAGCUACUGUACCGAUAAGCAAGCGUACAAUCUUGUCCGCUCUUGCAACUUUAUACGAUCCACUCGGCUGGGUCACCCCGGCAACUAUUACUGCCAAAAUAUUCAUGCAGCAGCUUUGGCGCCUCAAAGUCGGCUGGGACGAUAAAAUCUCCGAGGCACUGUUGUCUCAUUGGACAGAAAUCUACUCUCGGUUCGCGUAUCUCAGCCAUGUAAAGAUACCUCGCUGGUGCGAGAUCGGCUCGGAGAACGGGCACGCGGAGCUUCACGGAUUCGCUGACGCGUCGAACAACGCGUAUGCCGCAGCGGUCUAUAUUAAAGUUAUCUCUGAAUCGCGCGCAAUUACGGUCACACUACUCGCCGGAAAAUCUAAGGUCGCGCCUUUAAAACCGCUCAGCAUACCUCGCUUAGAAUUAUCAGCCGCAUUGUUGCUCGCACGCCUUCUUGAAUUCGUCCGUGAAACAAACGGGUAUCACGACCUCCCGUGUUUUUGCUGGACGGAUUCCACUAUCGUUCUCGCUUGGGUGACGCAGCAUCCGUCGCGAUGGAAGACGUUUGUGGCUAAUCGCGUCAACGAAAUUCAGUCGCGUCUUCCGAACUGUCAAUGGCGACAUGUGUCAACCGAAGACAAUCCCGCUGAUUGCGCUUCGCGGGGAAUAUUCGGUGACGAGAUUAUAAAUCACGCGCUCUGGUGGCGCGGUCCUCCUUGGUUGCAAUUCGAUCCCGAUAAAUGGCCGCGUCCCGAUCCGUGUAUCGCACCGACUGCUCCUCUCGAAGAACGAAUUGCUUCUCUGCAAUGUUCUCAACGGCGUGAUCCGUGGGAUCUGGCCUCGAGAUAUUCCUCUUGGCCAAGAUUAAUUCGCGUUACCGCGUACCUCCUUAAGUUCACCCGUCUAUGCCGAUCCGUUUGUUCCCGUCGGAAUGUUAACUGCUCAUCGUCUACGCCGAUGCCGAAGCGAUAUCCGAUCGUCAAAGGUGUCGUACUGUCGGCCUCUGACUGCAACGCAGCCAAGACCUUCUGGAUCAAGCAAAUCCAAGCGGCAUUGUUUGCCACGGAAAUAAAUGCCUUGGCGAACAAUCACUCCCUCAAUUCAAGAAGCUCGAUCUUGUCUCUUCGACCGUUUCUCGAUCAGGACAAGGUUUUGCGC
This is a messenger RNA of Vollenhovia emeryi, 1866 nucleotides long. RefSeq lists its product as uncharacterized. The record is from RefSeq and is a predicted model, not a curated record. NCBI's taxonomy places the organism in Eukaryota, Metazoa, Arthropoda, Insecta, Hymenoptera, Formicidae. The transcript has a single exon. The annotation marks the transcript as partial.